AUGUCAGACACGUUCAGUAUCGCCGCUGCUCGAGAUCGGUUCCCUGCACUGCAGUUGGAUCAGGUGUUUCUUGAUAACGCCGGUGGCAGUCAGGUGCUCGGGGAUGUUAUCGACUCAAUAUCGAAAUAUUUGUCGCACACGAAUGUCCAGCUAGGUGCCUCGUAUAAUGUAGCCCGGGAAUCCACUUCAAGGUUCGAAGCUGGUUACAAAGCAGCAGCGAAAUAUAUGAAUGCAGAGGAUGGAGAGGUUGUUCUCGGCGCGUCCACUACCCAACUCUUUAUGAAUCUCGCCGGUUCCCUGCAAUUCCAAGAAGGUGACGAAAUCAUCCUGUCAAAGAUCGACCACGAGACGGAUAUUGAUCCAUGGCUCUUCAUGGCAGAACGCCAAAAACUCAUCGUGAAGUGGUGGGUCCCUGAAGGCCCAACUUUCAAGCUCACUCCAGAAAACUUGAAGCCGUUACUCUCUUCGACGACGAAAUUCGUCGCAUGUACUCACAUUUCUAAUAUUUUGGGGACUAUUCAUGAUAUUGGAGCGAUCGCUAAGACGGUACACGAAGCUGGGGCUUUGUUCUGCGUUGACGGGGUGUCUUAUGCUCCACAUCGCCGGGUAGAUGUCAAGGCUUUCGGGAUAGAUUUUUAUGCCUUCUCGUGGUAUAAGGUGUACGGUCCUCACAUCUCCGUACUUUUCGCCAGCAACUCCGCUCAAAAACACCUCAAAUGCUUGGGUCACUUCUUCAAUCCAAUCAAAACCCUUGAAAACAAAAUCGGCUUCGCAGCUUCGAACUAUGAACUCACGCAAGCCAUCCCCGCUAUCGUCUCCUACCUUGGUGGAGACAAUCCCGGUCCUGUCUUCGCCGCCAUCGCCGAGCACGAAGGUAAGAUUCAGAAGAUCCUCCUCGAUUUCCUUAACUCUCGGGAAGAUGUCACGGUGCAUGGUGAGACGACUGCAGACUCGUAUACUAGGGUUCCGACGGUGUCGUUUUCAGUUCAAGGGAUGGGAAGUAGGGAGGUUGUAGAGGAGGCUGAAAAGGUGAGUAAUUUUGGAUUUAGGUGGGGCCAUUUUUAUAGCAAGAGGCUUUGUGACGAGGUGUUAGGAUUGGGGCCGGAGGGCGUGGUGAGGGUGAGCAUGGUGCAUUAUAAUACGGAGGAGGAGAUUCAGGGUUUGGUGGGGGUCUUGAAGAAAGUGCUUCCGUAGAGCGUGAUCUCACGCAGACCUGGGCCUAGGACGGGGUUUGCUUUCAGUUUGCCUUCGUAUUGGGUAUAUCUACCGAAUCUCUCACAAUAU
Molecule: messenger RNA, 1284 nt
Organism: Lindgomyces ingoldianus
Lineage: Eukaryota; Fungi; Ascomycota; Dothideomycetes; Pleosporales; Lindgomycetaceae
Product: PLP-dependent transferase
Exons: 4
Coding region: 1-1194 (397 amino acids)
Source: RefSeq, a predicted model, not a curated record